CGCCGGGGGAGCGCCCAGCGGAGGGCAGGGCCGGUCGGGGCUUCCUCCCUCGCCGCGGUCGGCGCUGGCGUCCUGGGAAACCCGCCCGGCAUCCCGGUGCUCCCGUGGGCUGCUGCGGGAAACAGCGGCCGGCGGCGGCCGAGCGAGCCGGAGUUUCCCAGUUAUCCGCAGGAGUCGGCGKCGGGCUUUGGGCUCUGUUGUUGCUGGCACCGGCGGGGAGCAUCYUUCGGAGAAGCUGCUCCGAGCCCAGGGAAAACRAAAUGAAGGAACUAGUGUCAAACAGUACAACCAGUAUAUCUCAAGCCAGGAAAGCUGUGGAGCAAUUAAAAAUGGAAGCCUACAUGGAUAGAAUGAAGGUAUCCAAGGCUGCAGCAGAUUUAUUGGCAUAUUGUGAUGCACACAUUGGAGAAGAUCCCCUUAUUAUUCCUGUACCUGCAUCUGAAAAUCCCUUUAGGGAGAAGAAACUCUUUUGUACUAUCCUUUGAAUCAGUUUUUAAUUAAAAAAGUAAUCUGCUAAAAUUUGGUAUCAGUGUUGCAUGCUUACAGUAUUUUUUUCUUCAGAUGUCAAUACUUACCUAUAGCUACARUAUUUUUGGAAGGCAGUGCAAUAUCUGCUAAAAAAACCAAAACCUAAAAUUUAAAAAGAAACCUAAAAAAUUUGAGGUAAUUUUUAUCUUUCAGAGGAAUGUACAAGUUUACUUYCAGUUCUUCAUAAAUAUUCCUUUGGUCUUAAUGAAAGUAUUGAGUACAGUAUCAAAUUGUAGAUAUCUUUGCCAGUCAUAGAUUUUUCUGAGACYCAAAUGAGUCAUUCCAAUUCUUGAAGCUAUUUUUAACAUUCUUAUUUUCUUUGGAAGGUGAAUUUAAUUCAUUUGCCUUUACAAAUUUCUGUCUAAGGAGAGUAGUAUGACCUUUUCCACAAGUAGCACUAUUUAGGAAAAAGUUCCAGUGGUUUGCAAUGCUUGGAAUGAUGAUUCUUAUACAGUAAGUGAUGUUUAUAAAUAUGUUUUCUGAAGUCUGUAAGAAACUUGACUACAAAAACAAUCUUARUAAAGUGCCAUUGUAGCUACAAGCAGAAUGAAGAUGUAUAGUCACACACAGGAUUGCAUCAAUAAAGCUGUAGAAAAAUGUGGUUGCUUGUAUAUCU
Molecule: messenger RNA, 1144 nt
Organism: Malurus melanocephalus (red-backed fairy wren)
Lineage: Eukaryota; Metazoa; Chordata; Aves; Passeriformes; Maluridae
Gene: GNG4
Product: G protein subunit gamma 4
Exons: 3
Coding region: 261-485 (74 amino acids)
Biological process (GO): G protein-coupled receptor signaling pathway
Cellular component (GO): heterotrimeric G-protein complex
Molecular function (GO): G-protein beta-subunit binding
Source: RefSeq, a predicted model, not a curated record